AUGGCGGUGUUAGCGGAAGUACGUGAACUCUUCAGUCAACUUUUGGCGGAGCUCUUAGCGUACCAUCGUGUGAACGGCAAUGACCGAGUGCGUCUCGUUUUUGAGCACCCCGAACUAGCGAAUCGUGCAUUCUCAACGCCGGUGAUGCCGCAUCUGAAGAUGAUGCAGUGUCGGAUUUUCUGGACGACGAUGCGGAAAGUGACGCAGUCAACGAAGAGUUUUGCGAUGAUGCAGAAGAAGACGUUAGCGACGACGCGCACGAUGAUUGUGAAGAUUCCGGAUCCCCGAUUUCCAGAUCAGAUGGAAAACAGCAAUGGAUUAGAAAAGGAAGGCCACAUCGUCGAGAAAAUUCAAGAUGGCUCCAGUAUUACAAUGCUAAAAAUUCCCGGGCUGAAGUGCAAGUUCAUCGACACGCUGUCCUUCAUGCCACGUUCUCUUUCGGAGCUUCCAAAGGAUUUGGGAAUUGACCAUUUAGUUUUGAAAGGAUUCUUUCCUUACGCGUUCAACACGCCGGCAAACCAAAAUUAUCAUGGACCGUUGCCAGGGAAAGAAUAUUUCGACUGCUCAAGGAUGUCAGGCAAGAAAUUUGAAGAAAUUGAAAAGUGGUAUGAUGAAGCGGUUAAUACGUUUGGGAAUAACUACAACCUCCUGGAGGAAUGCAAGAAAUACUGCGUGAACGACGUUUUGGUUUUAAGAGAAUGUUGCCGGAUCACACGCAAAAACUUCAUGGAUAUGUUCCCUGGUAUUGAUCCAUUCGAUUCUGUAACAAAUCCGUCAGCAGUGCUUCUGGCUUUCCAAGUUCAUUAUUUGAAACCGAACACCAUCGGGAUUAUUCCUCCAGGUGGUUACGGCGGGCGACAAAAUCAAAGUUUCAAAGGAUUUCAGUGGUUGUCGCAUAUCGAAAGACAGUUGCAAGAGAAACAGCCGGAGGAUUUCCUUCAGACUGCUCGUUCAGCUGCAGGUGAAAAGCUUUUGGACGACAAAAUAUGUGUUGAUGGAUUUUGGGAACCCACCGGAACAUGUUAUCAGUUCUACGGGUGCUUUUGGCACGGCUGCAAAAAAUGCUUCCCUGACCAACGGAGAAUGAACACGGUCAGAAUGCGUACUUUUGGCGAAUUGCGGGAGGAAACGCUGAGGAUUAAAAGAAAGAUUGAAAGCUACGGCAGAUUUUUUGUGGGAAUCUGGGAAUGUGAGUACGACGAAUUGGUUAAAAGUGGAAAAAUCAUACCGCAAAAAGAAUUUCGGCCACCACUGAAUGUACGUGACCACUUGUUCGGCGGAAGGACUGAAAUUUUUGCAAUGUAUAAAGAGAUUCCGCCACCGCUGAAAGGAAAAGCUUUCGAUUUCAUAUCCUUGUACCCGUCAAUAAUGGUGUACGGCAAGUAUCCUGUGGGCCAUCCUACGAUUCUUUACAAUAACUUCGGCGACCCGUUCGACUUAUCGGAAUAUUAUGGCGUAAUUUACUGUCGUGUACUUCCCCCUAAGAAUUUGUUUGUGCCGACGUUGCCAAUGCGACUGAAAGAUGGAAGAACCGUCUACACGUUAUGCAGAUCAUGUUCGGAAGAAGUGAAUAUUGCCAAACAGUGUGAGCACACAGAUGAAGAACGGGAACUUGAAGGUGCAUGGAUAACUCCCUUGAUGGAACAAGCGGUAUCAGACGGGUAUAAAAUCAGCAACAUUUUUGAAAUCCACCAUUUCGAAGAAACAUCGCAAUUCAAUCCUGAAACCAAAGACGGAGGAAUUUUUGCUCAGUUUAUUCUCGACUUAAUCCGUGACAAAAUUGUGAACAGCGGGUUUCCGGCGCACAUCGUGACGGAAGAGGAGAAAUGGGAUUACUGCCGCAACUACGCCGAAAAGCUAGGAAUUGUUUUUGAACCUGACGAAGUGCAGCUAAAUCCAGGUGCAAAAUACUGUACGAAAAUUUGGGUCAACGCUGUGUGGGGCAGGUUUGUUAUGAAAGCGCUGUACCAGCAACAUAAAUACUGCAAUACUUAUAAGCAAAUGAAGGACAUCGUUUUCAAUACAUCGUUCGAAACAAAAGAUGUUCGGAUCGUGAAUAACGGCAAAGCGUUGGAUGUCACCUAUAUGGAAAAGAAAAACUGGGCUGCGCCAAACAAACGAUGCAAUCCGUACAUUGGUGUUUUCACUACUGGUUUGGCUCAACUGAAGCUGUUGCAACAACUACGGCUAGUUGAGGAUCGUCUUCUUUAUUGCGACACGGACUCCGUUAUGUUUGUUAGUGAACUGGAAAAGCCAGAUCCACCUCUUGGAGAUCUGUUGGGCGAGUUUUCCGAUGAUCUGGGUGGUAAUUAUUUCGUCGAAUGGUUGGCACUGGCAAAGAAAACGUACUGCCAAAUGAUGUCUACCGGAGAAGAACGAAUCAAAUGCAAAGGUAUUCCAAAAACCGAGGCGCUGAAGGAUCGUUUCCAUGGAUCGGUGCUACGGGACAUGUUAUUCAGCACUGGCCCAUCAACUGUCCAAGCAUGCGAUGACAUAACGUUCAAACGGAACACCACGGACUUUAUCAUCCAAACUGUGCCUUUGCAGCGGCGCGUGGGAUGCACAUUUACCAGCAGAGUGAUCGGAGAAAAUUUUGUAACGUACCCGCACGGAUAUGAAAAUAUUCCCUUUCCUAAAAUCGGCUCGAAGGAAAUGGAUCUCGUAUUUAAUUUGCUUGAGAAAUACACCCCUGCUAUGUUGUAUGAAAACAUUGACGAUGAUGUGGCUCUCGAAUCCUUAGUGGAUUAG
Molecule: messenger RNA, 2748 nt
Organism: Paramacrobiotus metropolitanus
Lineage: Eukaryota; Metazoa; Tardigrada; Eutardigrada; Parachela; Macrobiotidae
Exons: 6
Coding region: 1-2748 (915 amino acids)
Biological process (GO): DNA replication
Molecular function (GO): nucleotide binding; DNA binding; DNA-directed DNA polymerase activity
Source: RefSeq, a predicted model, not a curated record